Molecule: messenger RNA, 1134 nt
Organism: Sordaria macrospora k-hell
Lineage: Eukaryota; Fungi; Ascomycota; Sordariomycetes; Sordariales; Sordariaceae
Biological process (GO): chitin catabolic process; carbohydrate metabolic process
Cellular component (GO): extracellular region
Molecular function (GO): chitinase activity; chitin binding
Source: RefSeq, a predicted model, not a curated record
AUGUUAUCUUCUAUAUUGACCUACAUCGUCCCUUUGCUGGCCAUAUCAACGCCCGCUGCAGCUGGAGCUAGCCAGAUCCAAAUCUCAGCUGCCUGGAACACCACAGUUAGAGUAUAUUCGGACACUUAUGCAGACUUGGAGAAGCAUUGUCCUGGUGACUCAUGGAGUGAAUCAGGCGAGAAUGCCUACAGCUGCGUCAAGCAGAUGUACCUUCUGAAGAAGAAGAACAGGAACAUGAAAGUCCUCCUUUCAACCGGCGGGUGGACAUAUUCGCCCAAGUUUCCACCAGUCGCAGCCACUGAGGAAGGACGACGGGGGUUUGCUUCUUCCGCUGUGAAGCUCGUGCAAGACUGGGGCUUCGACGGACUCGACAUCGACUGGGAAUAUCCAACCAACUCCUUCGAGGCACGGAACUUCGUCCUCCUCCUCUUCCGAGCCUGCCGACAAGCCCUCGAUGACUACGCUCGGCAGUAUGCCCCCGGCUACCACUUCCUCAUCACCGUCGCCGCGCCCGCUGGACCCCAACACUACGGCGUCAUGGACCUUCCCGGCAUGAACGCUUACAUCGACUCCUGGCACCUGAUGGCGUACGACUACGCGGGCUCGUGGGACUCGACCACCGGUCACCAGGCUAACCUCCUCCCCAACCCCAAGAACCUCCUGACCACCAAGUUCAACACCGAUCAAGCCGUCCGCGACUUCAUCCGCCGCGGAAUCCCUGCCAACAAGAUCGUUCUCGGCCUACCACUCUACGGCCGCUCAUUCGAGAACACCGCCGGAUUGGGAAAGCCAUACAACGGUAUCGGCGCCGGUAUCUUGGAGUCAGGGGCCUGGGUCUACCGAGACCUUCCGCGCCCGGGAGCGAAGGAAGUGUACGACAACGUGGCCAAGGCCAGCGAUAGCUACGACACAUCGUCGCGGGAACUCAUCUUGUAUGAUAUUGUCCUGAGCGCGCUGGUGAAGACGAAGUAUAUCUUCCUUAGAGGAUUGGGCGGUGCGGUGUUUUGGGAGGCAAGUGGUGACAAGACUGGUGCGAAGAGCUUGAUUGGGACACUGGCGACGCAGACGAAGAAUUUGUUGAGCUAUCCGGCUAGUAGGUAUGCUAACAUUCGGGCUGGUGUGCCGGGAUCGUGA